This is a messenger RNA of Emiliania huxleyi CCMP1516, 1293 nucleotides long. RefSeq lists its product as hypothetical. The record is from RefSeq and is a predicted model, not a curated record. Lineage: Eukaryota; Haptophyta; Isochrysidales; Noelaerhabdaceae. Bases 32 to 1096 code for a protein of 354 amino acids. The transcript has a single exon.
ACCAGAUCCGCGGCACGCGCCAGCCUCGCUGAUGGUGCGCCUCACCACGUCCGUCCUCUUCCUCCACCUGUCGCCACCUGGGCGCGAGGACGGCGUCCUGCUGCGCUGCGUGAUGUUCGACUGGUUCCGUCUCGGAGCGACCGAGGUCGUCCGGGCCCCAGCCGCAGUCAAGGUUAGGCGGUACUACUCCACCUUCCCCGAGGCGGCGUCCGCAGUCGCGGUCGCCCUCUCUGGACGGCGGAGUUGCUACUGGAAGGAGUACAUGGUGUACGUGCGCUGCGACCUCCCCCAGCCCUUCACCAGCGCGCCCGGAUGCGGCACCCUCCAGUGCGACUUCUGCCUCGACGGCCAGUCGAUGAUCGCCACGCACGCCUCGCCGUCGCUCGCGGCGCUCGAGGUGACGUCUCUCUCCUCGGACGACGGCUCGGGCGAGUGGGUGGAGGCCGGGCUGCUCCGACCGUUUGUGCCGCGUGGCACCGCGCCGGCCAUCGUCGCGCGGCGGGUGGCCGACGACAUUUCAAAGCGGAAGCAUCACAUGAGCCACAGCAACGCCGGCUCGGCGCACAGCUCGUCCGGCUCGACCUCGGCCGCCUCCUCGAGCUCCGCCUCCGCCGCGAGCACGGCCGACGGCCGCCUGCCCGUCCGGCCGGGCGGCAGGGUGCGCUUCCGGGUUGGCGGCCUCGUCUUUGUCGACUGGCACCGGCGCGGCACCGGUGCCCCGGCGCCAAGGCACAACCUCCCGUGGCAGGUUGCCGCCGCCGAGUACGUGCGGAUGCCGGCCGGCCGGACGGAGCGCCGCACCGAGAGGAGCCCUCUCGAUGUGACGCUCACGCCGUGGGGCGCCGCGCGGCGCGAGGAGGACUCCAUCGUCGUGCCGCGCGGCUGCCUCGUCAAAUUCGAAGGGGGCUUCGCGACGGCGUGGCACGCGGCACGCCCGGAGCAGCGCGAGCUGCUGAUGCGGGCGCUCGAGUACGAGGUUCAGCUCAAGAGGCAUCACAGGCCGGGCAGCUGCCCGGGGGUGGAGAAGAUCUGGGCCAGCAUGAUGGGCGACGAGCCCCUGCCCCCGCCCGCACCCGGCACGGAGCCGCCGACCUAGCGCACGGGGCGCGCGAGAGGGGGGAUUUCCGCGCUCUCGGCGCUCGGCUCGCGCGCCACACACACCCCUCUGGGUCCCCACAGAGAGAGGCACACAUCCGGCACGACCCGCAAUGUCACAACGAAGUGACAAAGUGUGUGUGACAAGAGAGGGGGUGUGACGGCGCGCGAUGUCUUCGGAAUAUCCACUGAGACGCU